Messenger RNA from Acanthochromis polyacanthus (spiny chromis), 2599 nucleotides. RefSeq names its product dachshund c (gene dachc). The transcript is spliced from 11 exons. Bases 208 to 2058 code for a protein of 616 amino acids. NCBI's taxonomy places the organism in Eukaryota, Metazoa, Chordata, Actinopteri, Pomacentridae. The record is from RefSeq and is a predicted model, not a curated record.
CUCUGAGACAAGCCUCCGCUCAUUCUGAUUCAACUAUGUGAUCUGUUUUCACACACGGACUCCUUCUUUUAUGCCCCUCUUCUCCUCCUCUUUGGCACACUCGAUGCGCACUCCGCACUCGCAAAGCAUCCGCCGUGUGUUCGCUAAAGUUACUUUCUUUUAACAAAAAAUAGUUUCACUUAUAACUUGCUCUCCAGAUCUUCGGGCAUGACCACUAUGGCAACUCCUGCCGCUCCGGCUCUGCUCCCCGCCGCUCCGCUCGGCCACCACCCGGCGCCGAGUUCCGUCUCUCCGGCCACCAACUCUCCGCCACCUGCGGCCACCUCCGCCGCGUCCUCCCCGGCUCCUCCGGUGGCGCACCCGGCGCUGCUGCACCAGUUCAGAGCGGAUCUCUUACUAUCGAACGGGACCCCGUUGAAGAGCGGAGGAGCGCCGGUGUCCAGCAGUGCUAAGCCCGUGUACGCCACCGCGUCGCCCGUGGAGAGCACGCCGCAGAACAACGAGUGCAAACUGGUGGAGGUGAAAGGUGCCAAGCUGGCCUCGUUCACCGUCAAAGACACGGAGCUCAUCUGCCUGCCGCAAGCUUUCGACGUGUUUCUCAAGCACCUGGUCGGCGGGCUGCACACCGUCUACACCAAGCUGAAACGGCUGGACAUCUCCCCGGUGGUGUGCAACGUGGAGCAGGUCCGGGUGCUGCGGGGGCUCGGGGCCAUCCAGCCCGGGGUGAACCGGUGCAAACUUAUCUCCAGGCAGGACUUCGAGACGCUCUACAACGACUGCACCAACGCAAGUUCGAGGCCUGGACGACCGCCCAAGAGGCUGCAGAGUGUGACAGAGGGCGGGACUCACCACAUGCUGUCUCACAGCGGUCUGAUGCACGCUGGGAUCAUACCUCCUGCAGAUCUCUCGGCCCUGGCCAAAAAGAUCAAACUGGAGGCGAUGGCCAGUUACCACAGCAACCAGCAACAUGGCGCGCCAAAUGGGGAGAACGGUGACCACAACCCUGGCCUGGUUCUGGAUCAGUUGCCCUUCAUGAUGAUGUCACAUCCUCUGAUCCCUGCCAGCCUGGCGCCGGCCUCCGUUUCCAUGGCGAUGGGCCAGAUGAACCGACUGAGCACGCUGGCCAGCAUGGCCAACGUGGCACAGCUCCACGCCAACCCCCCUGCCAGGGCUCCCACCUCCGUCAUUAAGGAGCGAGUGCGUGACAGCCCCUCCCCUUCUCCCUCACUGGAGGAAGCUCAGAUGUCAUCCAAUCACAGCAGCAGCGUGUCGAGUUCGCCGUCUCACACAGAACGCACUGCAGAAACCACACACCCUCUCCAUGAUGGCCUGUCGUCGAGCCACAGUGUGUUGGGACAUUCUCCUGCAUUGGUGCAGGGGGCCAGAGAGACAGAUGUGGCUUUGGUGGAAUACAACAAGGAGAACAAGAGGAGCCACGCUGACAGAGAUAACAACUCCUUGGCUACACAGACAACCAGGGAGAGCUGUGAUAGACAAGUCUACCAGAAACCCCCAUCAGGCUGCGAGAGGGUAUCUUACCCUGCAGGACAGAAGCUCCCAGCAGGUCUCCACCACACUCCCUUCAUCUUCCCGGAAGGCUUGUCCUCCAUAGAGACCCUGCUCACGAACAUCCAGCAGGGUCUGCUGAGGGUUGCCAUAGAGAACGCCCGAGCCCAGGAGAAGCAGGACCAGCUGGAGAGGACCGAGCUGAAGAUGGAGCUGGUCCGAGAGAGGGAGCUCAGAGAGACCUUGGAGAGACAGCUCAGCAUGGAACAGAAAAACAGAGUUCUGAUCCAGAAGCGCCUGAAGAAGGAAAAGAGGAGUAAGAGGAGACUACAGGAGGCCUUGGAGGAGGAGGUCAAACUGCGUGAUCAGGCAGAGCACAGCCUGCUGCACACUGCCAACACACACACAGGCCAUCAAUCAUCAACAGCUCCUCCUCACACAGAAUCUGUGACCCAGGACGUGGAAGGCAGCAACCACGAUGACAGCAGGAUGGACACUAAGGGGACAGUACAAGAAGGAAGAGUUUUCCUGCAAACCACUGGGAUGUUCUGAAGACAGAAGGAGAAGGAACAGAUGGAUGGAUGGAUGAAUGGAUGGAUGGAUGGAUGGAAGAGUGACAAAGAUUCUUCAUUUAUGAGAUAUACAAUCGACAGGCAUGCUCAGUGGCAUCUGAGACACACAUGUCCGCCUCCUCAAGAGGACUCCCCUGCAUUUGAAGGGUGACAUUUGAACUUUUCUAUCGUUCUCUUGUUUAAUUUAUUGCAUUUAUCACCAAAUCUCAGCCGUAGUGGGAAGACUAUUUUAUUCCGAUGUUGUGUUUGAACUGUGUUUCUUUCAAUCAAGGCUUUUAGAUCCUAGGUGAAGACGACCAUAGUUGUUUUUUUGUCAGUGCUGUUUAUCUGGACACAAGUGAUGAAGAUGAACUUGUAACAGAGUUGUGUACAUAUAUAUAGUCAUCAUUUUUGUUAUUAUUAUUAUUAAAAUUAAAAAAACACAUAAUGGCAUGUUGUACAGUCAGUAAAUGACUUGUAUUGUGUAUGUUAUGCAGUAGUGCAGUUUGACAAUACAAACAAUACAAAUCCUUUUUAUUAAA